AUGGCGGCGGGCCCGGCGCCGGUGCCGGUGCUGCGGAUCGUGGCCGAGUGCGGGCGGAGCCGCGCCCGGGCCGGGGAGCUGCGUUUGCCGCACGGCUCCGUGCCCUGCCCCGUGUUCAUGCCCGUGGGCACGCGCGGCACCGCCAAGGGCCUGACGGCCGCGCAGCUGGCGGCGCUCGGCUGCCGCAUCUGCCUGGGCAACACCUUCCACCUGGGCACGCGGCCGGGCUCGGAGCUGGUCCGGCGUGCCGGGGGCCUGCACGGCUUCAUGGACUGGCCCCACAACCUGCUGACGGACAGCGGCGGGUUCCAGAUGGUUUCGCUGCUGGAGCUGUCGGAGGUGUCGGAGGAGGGGGUUCGCUUCCAGCCCCCCCACGGCGGGGAGCAGAUCCUGCUGAGCCCCGAGAAAUCCAUGGAGAUCCAGAACGCGCUGGGGGCCGAUAUCGUGAUGCAGUUGGACGAUGUCGUGAGCAGCACCACGACGGGGCCGCGCGUCGAGGAGGCCAUGAGCAGGUCCGUUCGCUGGCUCGAUCGCUGCGUUGCCGCCCACGCCCGCCCCCAGCAGCAGCUGCUCUUCGCCAUCGUCCAGGGGGGGCUGGACCCCGACCUGCGCCUGCGCUGCAUCCGGGCCAUGACCCAGCGGGACGUGCCCGGCUUCGCCAUCGGGGGCCUGAGCGGGGGCGAGGCCAAGGCUCGGUUCUGGCGCACGGUGAAGCUGAGCACGGAGCACCUGCCCCGGGACAAGCCCCGCUACCUGAUGGGCGUGGGCUACGCCACCGACCUGGUGGUGUCGGUCGCGCUGGGCUGCGACAUGUUCGACUGCGUCUUCCCCACCCGCACGGCGCGUUUCGGUUCCGCCCUAGUGCCCUGGGGGUCCCUGCAGCUGAAAAAUCAACAAUUCGCCAAAGAUUUCCGGCCCAUCGAUGCCGACUGCGGCUGCCCCACCUGCCAGAGGUACUCCCGGGCGUACCUGCACGCGCUGCUGCGCUCCAACACGGCCGCGCUGCACCUGCUCACCCUGCACAACAUUGCCUACCAGAUGAAGCUGAUGGGCUCCAUCAGGGACAGCAUCGUCCAGCAGCGCUUCCCCGAGUUCGUGCGGGAGUUCAUGGACACCAUGUACGGGGGGCGGGGGGGGCCCCCGGCCUGGGCUCGGGAGGCCCUGGAGUCCGUGGGGAUCACCCUGGGCUGAGGGGAGCCCCCCCGGGAUCCCUGGGGAACCCCCUUGGAUCCCUGGGGAACCCCCCUGAUCCUGGGGGAACCCCCCCGAUCCCUGGGGAUCCCCCCCAUCC
Molecule: messenger RNA, 1291 nt
Organism: Camarhynchus parvulus
Lineage: Eukaryota; Metazoa; Chordata; Aves; Passeriformes; Thraupidae
Gene: QTRT1
Product: queuine tRNA-ribosyltransferase catalytic subunit 1
Cellular component (GO): cytosol
Molecular function (GO): tRNA-guanosine(34) queuine transglycosylase activity
Source: RefSeq, a predicted model, not a curated record